GUGUGUGUUGACCACACACCAGUACAGUGUUAGUGUGUGUUGACCACACACCAGUACAGUGUUAGUGUGUGUACUGACCAGACACCAAUACAGUGUGUGUUGACCACACACCAGUACAGUGUUAGUGUGUUUGAGGUUCAGUGAGAUGGGCAAGAGUCGAGCCUCAGUACUAGUGGUGGCGAUGGUAGUGAUCUUAUCCACUGCCCAACCCGCAUUCUACAAAGUCCAGUUCAAGAACAACUUCAUUGGAAGGUACAAGAUGGUGUUUGCUGCCCGGGAAGGCUCUCUGCAGCAGGUAAAGAGGGGUUUGGAUGCAGGAAUUGAUGUAAACUUCCAAGUGAAUGACGGGUGGACAGCUCUCAUGUGGUCAGCGAGGUAUGGUCACAAACGAGUGGUCAAUUUCCUAAUGGAUCGGGGAGCUGACCUUAACCACCAGAACAGACAGGCAGAGACGGCUUUGACGUGGGCAGCGUAUGGUGGCCACUAUGAGGUGUGUAAAAUGUUGCUGGACCACGGUGCCCUGCCUGACCUACACAAUGCACUUGGUUCUACGGGGCUGUCCUUCGCCGCUAGGGAGGGACAUCCUGAAAUUGCUAAAUUGUUCCUUGAGUACAACGCAAGCGUCAACAUGGAGACUUUUAGCGGCGACACACCUCUUACUUGGGCGACUCUCAAAAACCACGAUGACAUCAUUAAGAUUCUACUCGAGUAUGAUGCUGAUGUCACUCACGCAAACCUUAACGGAGAGACAGCACUGACCAUUGCUGCAUCUCAGGGUCAACUCAACAGUACCAGGCUUCUCCUGGAGGCUGGUGCAGACACCAAUGUCGUAGAUGAUGAAAAUCGGACGCCUCUGUACCUGGCAGCUAAGAAUGGUCAUCAUCAGGUGGUGGAGCAGCUGUUACAACACUGUCCUGACCUCUCCAUAACUGACUACUCUGACAACUCAGCUCUAGACAUCGCCAAUAAAAUGCACCAGACAAACACUGCUUCUAUGAUUCAAGAACAAGCGGAGCGUGUGUGCUGGAAGGACGGUGUCAGCUACCCGGUACAAGACACACUCACUCUCCAGUGUCACAAGUGGAACUGUCACUGCUCCGGUAACUGGACUAUCACUCCCCUCCCCAACAGUGUCUGUGGUAACAACACGGCUGCCAGUGUGAGUAGCAGGGGAGCAACGCACAUAACAGCUGUCAUACUGGCUGUGGUGGCCGUAGUUGUUGUUGUUACAGGCUCUUUACUCUAUAAUGUAUACAGACAUAAACGAUCAUUUAUUUAGUGUCUCUUAGCAGCUGUUUUGUAAUCUCACUAAUGUUGGUUUGGUUAGGUUAAGUUAUUAGAUUAUUAUGUAUUUCUUUUAAGGCUGUAAUGAUGGAAUACAAUUACUCUAAAAUUCUUAGAGAUAAAGAUGAUUUUCUUACCAACUCUGGAUCACUGUUUAAUAUGUACACUGUACUAUAUACACUGGUUGAGUUAUUUGGUUUCGUCCAGGUGGAGGGACAGUAAAUGUUGCAGAAUUAUGAUACCAGGCAUGUCAUAUAUCCAUCAUUAUUCCUUCAUUGGUAUUAUUUUUAGUUUUGUACAACCAUACAAUAUGGUAUUUCAAACACAUGCAAUAAAUAUAUCUCAUCAA
This is a messenger RNA of Homarus americanus (American lobster), 1633 nucleotides long. RefSeq names its product ankyrin repeat domain-containing protein 29-like. The record is from RefSeq and is a predicted model, not a curated record. Lineage: Eukaryota; Metazoa; Arthropoda; Malacostraca; Decapoda; Nephropidae. The coding region runs from base 146 to 1279 and encodes 377 amino acids. Gene Ontology annotation, molecular function: protein binding. The transcript is spliced from 12 exons.